GGCAACUGACAGAAGCAGUAACCCCAGAACCCCAGAAACCACAGCAGUACGAACUGACGCGUCUCUUUGUUUUUUUUCCUCAUCCCAACUAUUUUGCACCAAAGCCAGACUUUUUUUUGAAGAUGCCGUCCACGCGGAUCCAAUGCGCUCUGGCUCUCCUGGCCGUCGCGCUCGCCGUCUGCAGCGUCUCAGCCGCGCCGUCUGAUGCCAAACUGCGCCAGUUCCUUCAGAGGGCGAUUCUUGCACCGUCCGGAAAACAGGAGAUCACCAGGUACACACUCGCAGAGCUGCUCGCAGAACUCGCGCAAGCCGAAAACGACGUUCUGGAUUCGGACGACGUGUCUCGCGGCACCGAUAGCGAGGGCGCGCGCAUGGAGAUGGAGCGCGCUGCCGGUCCCAUGCUGGCUCCCCGCGAGCGCAAAGCAGGCUGCAAGAAUUUCUUCUGGAAAACUUUCACAUCGUGUUAAUCGUUUUGUCGAGAUAUUAUCUUCAAGGUCUAUACAAAUAUAUAUCUAUUUUUCUCUUCCCCGUAUAUAUUUUUUGUUGUUGUUUUUUCCCCCCGUUGGUUUUCAGGCUCAAUCCAUCAUGUCUACAUAACGUGUAAAUAGGAAGGAAAUGAAAAAGUAAAAUAAAAUCUGUUCCAUUUA
Tachysurus vachellii is the source of this 647-nucleotide messenger RNA. RefSeq names its product somatostatin 1, tandem duplicate 1 (gene sst1.1). The record is from RefSeq and is a predicted model, not a curated record. Gene Ontology annotation, cellular component: extracellular region. Gene Ontology annotation, biological process: regulation of cell migration. Gene Ontology annotation, molecular function: hormone activity. Bases 123 to 467 code for a protein of 114 amino acids. NCBI's taxonomy places the organism in Eukaryota, Metazoa, Chordata, Actinopteri, Siluriformes, Bagridae. The transcript has 2 exons.